Alosa alosa (allis shad) is the source of this 1683-nucleotide messenger RNA. It is a transcript of the gene drd4a, whose product is annotated as dopamine receptor D4a. Gene Ontology annotation, molecular function: dopamine neurotransmitter receptor activity, coupled via Gi/Go; G protein-coupled receptor activity. The transcript is spliced from 5 exons. NCBI's taxonomy places the organism in Eukaryota, Metazoa, Chordata, Actinopteri, Clupeiformes, Clupeidae. Gene Ontology annotation, biological process: adenylate cyclase-inhibiting dopamine receptor signaling pathway; adenylate cyclase-activating adrenergic receptor signaling pathway. Bases 1 to 1152 code for a protein of 383 amino acids. Gene Ontology annotation, cellular component: plasma membrane. The record is from RefSeq and is a predicted model, not a curated record.
AUGCCAUCAAACCUCACCGGCUCAAACAGCACAGCACUGUCCCCGGACGCUCACUACAACUUCCCCGCUCUCAUCUUUGGGAUCUUCCUCAUCAUUUUCAUCAUAUGCGGAAAUCUGCUCGUGUGCAUUAGCGUUUACAAGGAAAAAGCAUUAAAAACAACAACGAACUACUUCAUCGUUAGUUUAGCUGUAGCAGACUUGUUACUGGCGGUGCUUGUAUUACCGCUCUUCGUGUACGCUGAGUUCCAGGAUGGAGUCUGGUCCUUGAACAUGACCGUCUGUGAUGCCUUGAUGACCAUGGAUGUGAUGCUGUGCACAGCCUCCAUAUUCAACCUCUGUGCUAUCAGUGUGGACAGGUUCAUUGCGGUGUCCAUCCCUUUCAACUACAACAGGAAGCACGUGGACCAGAGGCAGAUUGGCCUCCUGGUGGGCACCUGGGUCCUGGCGCUGGCUGUGGCCUCGCCAGUCAUCUUUGGCAUCAACAACGUGCCGGACCGAAGCCAGCGCGAGUGCAAGCUGGAGAACGAGAGCUACGUCCUGUACUCGUCCGUCUGCUCCUUCUUCAUCCCCUGCCCGCUCAUGCUGCUGCUGUACUACGGAAUUUUCCGGGGCCUGCGCCGGUGGGAGGAGGCGCGCAAGGCCAAACUCAGGGGCAGCAUGCAGGCCUCACAGGGGCUGCUGAAGGCCGCUGAUGCCCUGACACCCCCCCUGGGCCCUCCUGGCUCCCACAACGAGCACAAGCUCAUGGAGCUGAGUCUGGACGAGCUGGUCCAGGACCCUGAACCACAACCGGCCCGGGACGGCGUGGCUUCCCGGUCUGAGCCGGUAGCGGCCGUGACCUAUCCAAACGUGAGCCAGAACCAGCGCUACGGCAGAACAAGAGCCAAGAUCAACCGCAGAGAGAGGAAGGCCAUGAGGGUACUGCCUGUGGUCGUAGGCGCCUUCAUGAUGUGCUGGACACCGUUCUUCGUGGUGCACACUCUGCGGGCGAUGUGUAACACGUGUGAGAUUCCGUCGGCGCUCAUGAGCACCGUCACGUGGCUCGGCUACGUCAACAGCGCCGUCAACCCCGUCAUCUACACUGUCUUCAACACAGAGUUCCGCAAGUUCUUCAAGAAGUUCCUACCUCGCUGCUACUGCCGGGGGAACUAAUGAACUGCUGAACUACAGGACUGAACUACGGGACUGAACUAGGGGAUGGAAUAUGGGACCGAACUAGGGGACUGAACUAUGGGAUGGAACUAUGGAACUGAACUACGGGGAUGGAACUAUGGAACUGAACUACGGGGAUGGAACUAAGCUGCCCUACAAAACCAAAGUGCAGUAUCUGCAAAAAUUCCAAACUGGGAAAAACUGCUUUUUUGUUUGUCUUCCACAGUGCAUUUUAGCAGAUAGGCUAUGUAAAAUGAAAACCCCUAUAUCUCUACAAAAUGUUGCAGUAGAUCAAUGAGAUUUUAAUAGAUUGAUUGCCAGAUAUGCCAGAUAUUGGUGCAAAAAAAAUACUGCACUUUGGCUUUGUAGGGCAGUAUGGACGGAAGUAAGGGACUGCACUAAGGGGCUGAGCUAUGAGACUGAACUAUGGGACUGAACUAUGGGACUGAGCUAUGGGAUGGAGCUAUGGGACUGAACUACGGGACUAAACUAUGGGAUUGAACUAUGGGACUGAGCUAUGGGAUGGAGCUA